Molecule: messenger RNA, 4517 nt
Organism: Polyodon spathula (Mississippi paddlefish)
Lineage: Eukaryota; Metazoa; Chordata; Actinopteri; Acipenseriformes; Polyodontidae
Product: NHS-like protein 2
Exons: 8
Coding region: 107-3481 (1124 amino acids)
Biological process (GO): cell differentiation
Source: RefSeq, a predicted model, not a curated record
GCUGUAUGGGACCAUACGUUUACUCCUACUCGGACUGCCUCGCUCUCUGCUAGUCCCUUGUGUGUUUUCUGGAUGCUACUUUGGGAGUUUUACUCACCACAAAAACAUGGAGAAAUCUGAGUAUUUAACUCUUUCCAGGAGUAAAGGAGCUGCCACUAGCUUGGACUCGGAGAACAAGAGAACGGCCCACUUCAAAUCGUCAUGGCAACAGCAUGUAAAUGUGUUCAGCUCCUCGAGUAGGCCAGCGUGUGUGGAAGAGCUGCACCAGGAAGCCCAACUCAAUCUGCAGAGCUUGCUGCAAGAUGACUUUGAAGAGCAGCAUUCGGACUGUAGAGUAGCAGGGCAGACUUUCCGCUGCAGCUCCUCUCUCCACUCAGGGGACACUCCGGACCUCGUACACAGACAGACCGCCAGCAAGAGGACUGACUUUGUCUUUCUGCCAGCAACGAAACAGGUGUGUGAGGAUGAGACGACCACUGUAGGUAUCCGACUACAGGACUCACCGCUGAACUUACCCAACAGUCUAGAAAAAAAUACCAGCUGGAAUAGAGCAUUCCUGCUGCCAACGCCAGAGAAAACGAGGUGGCGUCUGGGGCGAUCAGUUCAGGCUCAUGUUAUCCCUAUCAAUGUUUCUGGUCAGACCCUUGAUAAACAUGCCAGUUUGCACCACUCCCUUUUUAAUGCUGAGACAGCAGUGAACCCAAAGUCGACCCUGAGAAGGAGAAGAACCAUAAUUGGCAUGCCUGAGCUCUCCCUGGAGGACAAAGGUGAUGAUCAUUUAGAUGAUGAACAAUCUGCUAGUAUCAACCUUACUCAAGGAUCCUACUCUCCAGAAGGUACAAGUGGCAGACAUUCUGCAGCUGCUGUAGAUUCAACUAAUCACUUUUCACUAUUAAGAAAGACUUCUAGUGAUCUGGGCCAAAUCUUGUCAAGGUCUCCUGGUAAUUCAAGCAGGAUGGAUCACACUGCCAUUAUGUGUGCCAGUCCUAGAUGGAAUGGACCAAAGGAUUCUACAUUCUCUCCCUCCUGGAAUAACUCAUUUAGUUACAUGUUGCCAGCAAGUCCGGUAGCAAGGCAGCCUUGGCAGUCUGAGAGCUUUCUCAAAUGCACGUCCCAAGGCAACUCAGGACUUUCAAUGAGUUCAGGAUCAUGCUCAAAUUCCUUCACAUCUGUUUCUGUGGAACCAACAGAAAGAACUCACAAUGUGAGCGGAAAAAAUGAAAUAGAAGCAACAGCUGUAAGCCCAGGUCAUGGGACGCAAACUCAGGCAGAUGCCUUCAAGUUUCGGGAAAGAUCUUUAUCAACCCCUACAGAUUCAGGCUCUUUUUGUUCAGCAGAAAACAUCUGCUUUGACCACAGGAAGGAGAGUGACAAUUACGCCAUGAACUAUCCCAGUGCGAGCUCUGAGGACAGUGCAAGCGCCGACAAUGUGUCCAUUACAGCCAGCCAAAAUGGUCGCCCAAGGCAAAGGUCAAGGAGUAUUUCCCUCAAGAAGCCAAAGAAGAAGCCUGACCCACCUGUGCGGAACAUCUCUUUGAAGAAAGAUGAAGGGGUGCAGAAAGCAGAGGUCAUUGCCUUGACCAAAAGUGAGAGGCCAAAGAGCCUUUUCAUUCCCAGAAACCAGAAUAUCAUACAGAACUCAUUCCUGUCAGGGCCCGAUAACGUCAAUUCCAAGGUACAUGGAGAUGAAAGAGGACUGCAGAUCUUGAUAACAGAAACACCAUCCAUAGGAAGAGAGGGUGAUACGAGUUACCCUAACCACUGGUACCUGAAUGACUGGAAGUCUAAUGAUCCAUAUAGGUCACUGUCAAACUCCAGCACUGCCACGGGUACAACUGUAAUUGAGUGCAUGAAAGUAUGUGGCAGCUCUGAUUCCCUCACUUCUCUGACCACCUCUCGAGCUACCUCCCCUUCCCAGCUAUCUGCGGAAGCUGAAUCCAGAAUUUCUCCUUUGAAGCCUCCAGGUUUCAUGUCCCCCUCAAGUGGAUAUUCUAGCCAAUCUGAAACUCCAACCCCAACCAUUCCGAUAUCAUUGAUCACCGGCCCUUCCCCACAAGGCUGUAGGAUGAGGCCCAAGGUCCCUGUAAGGAAAUCCUCACUUCCAGCUGUUUCUCCAAGAGAGAAAAGCCCUCGUUCAAGGCUGUCCUUUGAGCUGCCAAUUACACCACCCUCUCACUUGGAUCUCUCAGGGACUACAGUGUCCAACAAAGGCAAACCCAAAGCUAGUAGACGCCAUUCAGAUUCCUCCACAAAUGGUAAACCUGUACAGAAGCUUAGUCCCAACCAAGCAGCCAUGCCCAUAGUGACCCAGUCAGAUCUGAGGUCUAUUCGUCUACGUUCAGUCAGCAAGUCUGAACCAGAAGAUAAUGCAGGUGGUUCUUCUGAUAUCAUAGAAGAAAAACAAAGAAGCGAGGCAUUUGUAACACCACAGAAGAAAGUCAAGCCACCUGUCGCAGAGAAGCCACCUCUGCCCAAAAGGCCUGGGAAUCUGAUGCUAAAAUUCGCCUCAGCCUUCCAUCUUGCUUUGGAAUCACCACCACUGUCUCCAAAAGAAAAGGGAUCACCUGCAGACAAUAUCGUCGAAAAGCCUCAAAACAGAAAGCCCCAAUCAAUGGAAAGUCCAAGCAGUGUUCACGUGUCUCCUCCCCAGCAGAUAACCAAUCUUGAUAGAGUUAUGGACUCUGUAAAACGUCUCUCUCAGGGCAGUCAAGAGGGAGAUGACCAGAGUAAAACCCUGCCUAACAGAAUAACUGUCCAAAGUCUGGCUGAUAUGGAGAAGAAGAGAAGCAAGAUACCUCCACCAGUUCCCAAGAAGCCCAAUAUAUUACUCUUGCCAACCAAUUCACUUAAUGUUAAUGAGGCAACAGACAGGCCUGUUAUCACUUUGAAUACCAGUCACUCAAGCAGCACGGGAUCACUAAUGGCUGAAGUUGUUCCUAGACAUGCAGAAAACCAGGUCAAACUCAUUGCACUUAGCAUCACAGAAUGCAACCAAGAUCCAGAUGUUGAAACUUCCCUUGCUGGUACUCCUACAGGCAGGAGUAUUGAAGACAUCAGCCCUGAUAAAACUCCAUUAAGCCUUACUGAGGAUGAAGAUGAUGUGUUUGUUCAAACAACAACGACCCAUACUACUGAGGACCUUUUCACUCUAAUUCACAGGUCUAAAAGGAAAGUUCUCGGAAGGGUAGAACCUGGGGACACUUUUGGCAGCAGACAAAGCUUGGUGUCUCCAAUCAAGAGCAACUCCCCAGCCAUCUCCACUGCUGAGCAAAAGGCAGCAUCUCCGGUCAGCAGCAGCAGCAUGCCGAGGUCAAGAUCCAGGAAUGAGAACUUCAUUGCCCUGCUUCAGAAGAAAGGCAGCAGGCCCAGCCCAGGAACAAGAGUGUCUGCCAUGGAGCUUCUCAAGAGCACCAACCCACUGGCUCGCAGGGUCACUGAGUUUUCACAGGCAGAGUUUGAAACAACAAAAAACUCCAAGUAAUUCGAACCACUGCCCCAGACUGUACCCAAAGUAUUAAAAAAAGCACUUAGAAUUUCUUUAACAACAGUGGAUGCAUCCCUGCGUUUGAAAACCUUUUUUUCUUCAAACAGGGCAAUUGAGAAAAAAUAACCAUCUGGUCAGUACUGUACAUAUCUUCAAAUAGUGUUGAUUAUAUAAAGUUUUAUAUAAAGUUUUGUGAUGAAGGCUUGCUGAGAUGUAUGUAUUUGAGAUUAAGUAACGCGCCAGUUUGUAGUCAAAGAGACGGUUUACAAAUUGCAAUGUAAAACAGUUGAAACAGCUACUCUGGACAAGAGCUCCACACUGCCUAUACUCCUAUAAUACAGCAAUCAGAGAGACGGUUUGCAUCUACACAUCACUUACACAGCAAUGAAAGCAGGAACAGUGAAAGUAAUACGAAGUAAUAACAUAUAUUUUGAAGCAAUGGUUAUCACUGCGUAAAUAUUGAUACACCAAUGGGUUCGUCCUUAGCCAUUCAGCCGUUCUCAAUUAAACUUGUGAUUGGCUGCUGAGUACAAUGUAGGUAUUCAAAGGAUAGUAGUCUUUCAGCACAAAUCAGUACAAAAGAAUAAGUGACUUAUAUUCUUCCCACCAAGUUUAAUCCACAUUCCUUGGAAGGUUCAUGAAGACUUUGAAGAAGUUCUACACCUCAUUAUUGGUGGUUUUUUUUUAUUCUUUAACAGAUACAACGCAGCACCAAUGGAUUGUGCUCUAAAAGACGCUCUUCAUUCAAUCAUAAAUCUGUCUAAUGCAUUUCAGUUCUUUUAAAAUUGUAUCAGAUCGAUAACCUUUGCCAGAUUUCUUCACGAAAAAGAAAUAGCUGAUCAAGAUAUCUAAAAGGCACCUUUUUAAAGCAAAAUUCCAGAAAUACUUUUCUAUUUACAGAUUAAAAAUGUCCAUACCUUAGAAGGUAUUUUAGCUUGGAUUGUAUCAACUGUUCAGGUAUGCAGUGAUCAAAAUGUGAAGCUUGUUGUGUUAAAUUGUUAGUGAAUGAUUAAAUGUGCUUGUUUGCCUUGUA